Molecule: messenger RNA, 971 nt
Organism: Punica granatum (pomegranate)
Lineage: Eukaryota; Viridiplantae; Streptophyta; Magnoliopsida; Myrtales; Lythraceae
Source: RefSeq, a predicted model, not a curated record
UCCAAAACAUUAAUUCUCCUCACCAAAUUUAUACUCUCAAUUAAUAAUUUCUUCUUCUCAUUGACGUUUCAGUUCAAUCUUCCUUCUCCUUUCCUCCUCCGCAAUGAUCCCAUCAAUGGCUUCCCGAGCCCCUAAAAGUGGUAAAGCCGAUCACCGUCGCUCCACCCCCGGCAAAUCCAUCAGGCCAAUGCGGGCCCUCCGCUCACUCGCGGUCUCCCUCAUGAUCCCCUUCUCCCUGAAUGCCGCCAUGAUCUUCUUAUUCGGUUCGGGCAAGAGGUACGAAGAGUUCCCCGACAAGACCCUGUGGGUCCCGCCAUUGUGGCUGAUCCACUCGGCUUCCCUCGGUUCGUCCCUCCUGAUGGGCCUCGCGAGCUGGCUGGUCUGGGCCCGGGGCGGGCUCCAUUUGGUCUCCGACGCGCUACCCCUCUACGUCGCGCAGGUCUCCCUGGGCAUUGUGUGGGAUCCCCUUGUCCUCGUGAUUGGUUCAUGUUGGGUCGGGUUCGUGUUCUGCAUCAUCAACUUUGGGACCCUCGUGGCUUGUAAAUCGAGCUUUCAGAAGGUGAACCAGUUAGCGGGAGAUAUUGCGAAUAUUUGCGCUAUGUGGGCUGCUUUUCUCACGUUUGUCACCCUGCAGCUUUCCUUCCUAUAGUUUGUAUUGUACAAAUUUCUAUUAGAAAAAGUGGAUUUUCCUCUCAUGUCCUCGUAUUUUACAGUCUUUCUGCUUUGCCCCCUAGAAUAUUGGACUCAAUCGAUUCUUUUAUCGAAGGGCUAGCUAGCUCAGUUGAUUCGGAGCCACUGAUCAGUUCUUAUUCAUCAGAAAUAUCGAUCGAGCACAUUCGAAAUCAUUUUUAUUUUGGAUUGCAGAUGAUGUCGAACCUAUGAUUCCAACUUACUGUCUCACACGAUUUUACGAAUGACACAACUUAAAAUUGACUAUAUAUUGAAUGUACUAGCGUGGAAUCUUUUUUCUU